UGCUGUGCAUGUGUGAGGGGGGGUACUGUAGCUGUGGUAGCUGUGGGGAGGGGGGAUGCUCCUCUGAGACCUUCAUUCAGGACUGAUUGACCCUUUCCAUGCCUUAUGGUCUGUGAGCCACAGAUCACAUUUACCCGGAAAGAGGUUGGGCUGGGGGAGAAGAGCCACUUCUAGAUGUUUUUCAGCACUUCCCAGCAUGGAAACACCACUGGUCCCAGCUCCACUUUGUGAUUUAUUGUGGCCGUCUCUUUGCACCUCACAAUAAGAUGGGAAUCAGUUUGUCAGCUACAUUACAGUGCGCAGAACUGGUCGGGUGAGGAGCGCUCAGCGGUUUGUGUGGGGCCACAACAGCAGCGUCUAUGGCUGGCACAUACAGCUCUACCUUACAGACCCUGGAGGACCUUACUUUAGACUCCGGCUAUGGGGCAGAAAAUUCCUACAGGUCCCUCAGCCUCUCCUCAUCCAAAUCCAACUCUCAGCCACUGGUAUUGGCACGAGGGAGCUGGUGUUAUCACUCAGGGUCCCUGAACAGUAGGCACAGCAGCUGGGACACCAUGAAUACUGAGGACCCUGAGCUGGCAGAUAUGCUGUCCAGGUGCCACCGGCUGCCUGAGCUGGAGGAGUUUCCCUGGACGGAUGAGGACAUAGGAGGGCUCCUCAGGGCAGGUAGAGGGGAUGUGAGCCGCGGAGAGUUCACUAAGGAUGCGUUCCGCGCAUUGUCCCUUCUGCUGCGGAGACCUCUGAUCAGAAUUUGCAGAGAAGCCCAGCGCCUCAGUGUGGCACAUGCCAGGUGCACUCGCUACGAGGUCCAGAGUGCCGUGAAGCUAAUCCUAAGCUGGGCUUUGUCACAAAGCUGUACCGUGGCCACUGUCAGAGCCCUGUCCUGCCACAGUAUGAACGCGGGGGACAGGCUCCGCAGGGGAAAGUCAGCUCGCUGUGGCCUGAUGCUCUCUGUGGGCAGAUUCUUCAGGUGGAUGGUGGAUACAAGAAUCUCAGUGCGGAUACACGAGUAUGCAGCCAUCUGCUUGGCAUCUUGCAUGGAGAACCUGGUGCAUGAGAUUAAAAAACGAGUCGUGGCAAGCCAGGGACCCGAUGUGGCUGAAAUCUCGCUGGAAAUAUUAGAGAUGGCAAUUAACAAUGAUGUAGAACUUUGGGGAAUCCUCCAACCUUAUGAGCACCUUAUCUGUGGCAAGAACGCCAAUGGUGUCCUUUCUCUCCCUCCAUACUUCAGUCCUUAUAAUGAAGCCAGUUGCAGUGUAGGAGACAAGGCGUCAGUGUCGUACACACAACUCGAGCUGCGCACUCUGGAGCAGUCCCUGCUGGCUACAUGCGUUGGGAGCAUCUCUGAGCUGAGCGACCUAGUAUCACGUGCCAUGCACCACAUGCAGUGUCUGAGUGCUCAGCGCCCUGGCAUGAGCCCAUCACGUAACCCCCAUCAGGCUCACCCUCAUAUAACCUGGUCACAAGACUCCCUGCACACGCUCUACUACUUCCUCCGAUGUCCACAGAUGGAAUCCAUGGAGAACCCAAAUCUUGACCCUCCAAAGAUGGCACUGCACAACGAGAGGCCGUUCAUCCUGCUGCCCCCCCUAAUGGAGUGGAUACGUGUAGCGGUCACAUACGCCGAACACCGGCGCAGUCUGACAGUAGACAGAGACGACCUCAGGCAGACAGCCAAACUGCUCCUUCCAGGUCUGGACACUGAGCCCCGGCAGCUGAGGCCAGAGUGUUGCUUCAGCUCGUUCAGACACCUGGAUGCAGGGGCAGCUGCUCUGAAGUUUCAGCAAGAUUUGGGAUUCCGAAUGUUGAACUGUGGCCGUACGGACCUCAUCCCACAGGCUGUGCACACCCUGGGUCCUGAUGGAGUUAACACCAUAGAUGAGCAGGGUCUCACCCCGCUUAUGUAUGCUUGUGCAUCAGGAGAUGAGGCAAUGGUGCAAGUGCUGAUAGAAGCCGGAGCUAAGCUGGAUGUCGCAGUUCCUGGCAGCUCACCCCGGCACCCAUCAGUGCACCCAGACAGCCGUCACUGGACAGCUCUAACUCUGGCUGUGCUUCAUGGACACAUCUCAGUGGCACAGCUCCUCCUAGAUGCGGGUGCCCAUGUAGAAGGUUCAGUAGAGAACAGCAGCGACGACAGCUAUAUAGAAACUCCCCUACAGUUAGCAGCAGCUGCAGGUAACUAUGAGAUAGUCAGUCUUCUCCUGGACAGAGGAGCUGACCCUCUCUUUAACAUGCUGAAUACUGGAGGAGUCUACUCAUCACUGCAUGAGGAUAUGAAUUGUUUUAGCCAUGCUGCUGCGCAUGGACAUAGGAACAUUCUGCGUAAAUUAUUGACCCAGCCCCAGCAAUUUUCAGGGGAUGUCCUGUCCCUAGAGGAGAUUCUAGCAGAGGGAAUAGAAAGUGACACAUCCAGCACAGGCAGCUCUGACCAACGCCCUGCCAGGCUCUGCAAGGCCAGAAUGAAAGCACUGCAAGAGGCCAUGUACUACAGUGCUGAGCAUGGAUAUCUAGAUAUCACUAUGGAUCUCCGUAGCCUGGGGGUCCCUUGGAAGCUGCACAUCUGGAUUGAGUCUCUACAGACCUCCUUUUACCAAUCACAGCAUACUGCUAUGGGGAUCUUGCUGCAGGAAUUUGUCACCAUAAGGGAGGAGGAUUAUAAUGAGGAGCUGGUCAGUGAGGGUCUUCCACUUCUGUUUAACAUCUUUAAGACCAGAGAGUGUGACAUUGUGACCCAUCAAGUAGGAGCCAUCUUUGUCCGUUGCUAUGGAGACAAUCCAAUUCCCAGUAUACCAGAGGUACAGAGGGCACCUCCAGCUAGACUAGAUUCUCAGUUCCUUAACAACAGAGAGAUGUCAGAUGUGACAUUUUUGGUAGAAGGAAAAUUGUUUUAUGCACAUAAGAUCCUACUUGUCACUGCCUCUAACAGGUCCCUGAUGACAAACGAGCCUGAGGAGCAACAUUCCCAUCACAAGGCCAUAGAGAUCCGGAAUGUGAAGUACAGUGUAUUCCAGAUGCUGAUGCAAUAUUUGUAUUAUGGAGGAACAGAAUCUAUACAGGUCCCUACAACUGCAAUACUAGAGCUUCUAUCCGCAGCCAGCCAGUUCCAACUUGAUGCUCUACAGAGACAUUGCGAGAUCAUCUGCUCCCAAGCCAUUACUAUAGAUAACUCUGUCAGCAUCUACAAGUACGCAAAGGCAUACGGCGCACACAAGCUUGCUAUGUUCUGUGAGGGAUAUUUCCUGAAGAAUAUGACAACUUUGCUAAAGCAAGAAACCUUCAGACAACUCAUUCAUGGACACAGCAGGAACAUACACGGCAUACUGAGCGGUCUGCAGAACACUCUGGCCUGUCGUAUAAACGAUAUUUAUAUUGCAUCUCGCGUGUGAAGGUGCAGAGGGAGGCGCAGGUUCGAGUUAGUAAGAUCAAGACAGUUACUAAGCAGGUGUCAGGGACAAAGCAUAACCAUCCUGCAAGGGUAACAGAAGAAAUGUAUUCAGCGCUCAGCCGAGUGCAAGUCUCAUAGACAAGCUGGUUGGAACUUUAUUAAAAGGGUUAAUGGCCCAACCUAUAAACAGAUAUGACAUCAUAGCUUAUAGUUAUGACAUUUUAGGAGUGGCAGACAUAUUUGCACAUUGUUUUGAUAAAAGAAUCACAAGGCUGGACCUGAUCUGUAUUUUGUGUAGGUAAUAAAGUUAAUCGUGUGGCACCUGGUACUAAGCCGGAACUCUGGUAAAUAUGACACGUGGCCUAAUUAAUCUGAAGCACUCCCUGACGCGACGGUUAAAUUGCAAUACUUCUAAGUGUGGCAGACUUCAGCACCUUAUGCCGCUAUGUGAAGAGAAAACACGGCGCACAGCACAAAUGCUGCCACAGCUCAUCCACACACUUUAACAAAUGAUUCGUAGUGUAACAAAAAUUGUAAAUUGUUUAUUAGUAAAUAAAAGUUCAUGAAAGUUCUGGGCUUUAA
Messenger RNA from Bombina bombina (fire-bellied toad), 3967 nucleotides. RefSeq names its product ankyrin repeat and BTB domain containing 2 (gene ABTB2). Gene Ontology annotation, molecular function: protein heterodimerization activity. Lineage: Eukaryota; Metazoa; Chordata; Amphibia; Anura; Bombinatoridae. The transcript has 17 exons. Bases 360 to 3386 code for a protein of 1008 amino acids. The record is from RefSeq and is a predicted model, not a curated record.